GCAAUUAGUGACGUUUUUAAGGGAAGCAGCCAUUCCGAAAGCGUUCCCCAACCCCUCCCCGUUUUUCAACUGGUCAUUCAGAACAGCACCGUUUCAGUUGAACGUUGCACCCCGAUGUUUCGUAGCCUACUGAGCGCAGCACUGGUCCACAAUGACAUGAUCGCUGCCGCUACACAAAAAAAAACAGAACCUAUAGGCGGACGAACAUCAGGGCAGGAGCCAUGAUUCCUGUGACGGAGUUCCGGCAGUUCUCAGAGCAGCAGCCACAGUUCCGGGUUCUGAAGCCCUGGUGGGAUGUGUUCACAGACUACCUCUCUGUGGUCAUGCUAAUGAUCGGGGUGUUCGGAUGCACCCUACAGGUGAGGCAGGACAAAAUCAUCUGCCUUCCCCAAAAAAUGACCAUGUACAACCAAACAAUACUCUUACCAAAUAAAACUGCUGUGCAGCCGGAUGUGCACGAGAUGAUGGGCCGGAAAACGAACCUAGACUUCCAGCAGUAUAGCUUCAUCAACCAGAUGUGCUAUGAGAAAGCUCUGCACUGGUACGCCAAGUACUUCCCUUACCUAGUCCUCAUACACACCCUCAUCUUCAUGGUGUGUAGCAAUUUCUGGUUCAAGUUCCCAGGCUCCAGCUCUAAGAUAGAGCAUUUCAUCUCCAUCUUGGGAAAGUGCUUUGAUUCCCCUUGGACUACYAGAGCUCUGUCYGAGGUGUCUGGAGAGAACCCAGAGGAGAAGGUAUUGUUGGACAUCAAGAAGAGUAGAGCGAUCCUCAAUGUGUCUGUAGAGGGGAACCUGGACAGCCUGGAGAAGACCCAGUCCCUMAAAUCCAUCCCAGAGAAGAUCGUAGUGGACAAGCCCACAGCCAGCGCCCUGGAUAAGAAGGAAGGAGAACAGGCCAAAGCUCUAUUUGAGAAGGUGAAGAAGUUCCGCCUGCACGUCGAAGAGGGGGACAUCCUCUAUGUUAUGUAUGUUCGCCAGACUGUUCUCAAAGUGUUCAAGUUCCUCCUCAUCAUCGCGUAUAACAGUGCUUUAGUCUCUGAGGUGCAGAUCACAGUGAAGUGCAGUGUGGACAUACAGGACAUGACGGGAUAUAAGCAUUUCUCCUGUAAUCACACCAUGGCCCACCUGUUCUCUAAGUUGUCGUACUGUUACCUGUGCUUCGUGGCUGUGUACGGAUUCACCUGCCUCUACACUUCCUAUUGGCUCUUCUACCGCUCGCUGAAGGAGUACUCCUUUGAAUAUGUGCGGCAAGAAACGGGAAUCGAUGACAUCCCAGACGUGAAGAAUGACUUUGCCUUCAUGYUGCACAUGAUCGACCAGUAUGAUCCACUGUAUUCCAAGAGGUUCGCAGUGUUCCUGUCUGAGGUCAGCGAGAACAAACUGAAACAGCUGAACCUGAACCAUGAAUGGACGCCAGAGAAGCUGCGUCAGAGACUGCUGACCAACCACAACGACAGACUGGAGCUGCAGCUGUUCAUGCUGUCUGGGCUCCCGGACACCAUCUUCGAGGUGACAGAGCUCCARUCCCUGAAGCUAGAGAUCAUCAACAACGUAACCAUCCCAGCUUCCAUCGCCCAGCUGGAAAACCUCCAGGAGCUGUCUCUGUAUCAGUGUUGCUUAAAGAUCCACACCACAGCCACUUCCUUCCUCAAGGAAAAACUCAAGGUGCUCAGGGUGAAGUUUGAUGACAGCAGGGAGCUGCCUCAUUGGCUGUACCACCUGCGGAAUCUAGAGGAGCUCUACCUCAUUGGCUCACUGAGUCCUGACGCUUCGAAGAAUGUGGGUCUGGAGUCCCUGAGGGAGCUGAAGCAUCUGAAGACCCUCUCGAUCAAAAGUAACUUUACAAAGAUCCCCCAGUCCAUCGUAGACGUGUCCAGCCACCUGCAGAGGCUGUACAUCUACAAUGAUGGCACCAAGCUGGUGAUGCUCAACAACCUGAAGAAAAUGGUGAACUUGACUGAAUUGGAGCUAGUGCACUGUGACCUGGAACGCAUCCCACAUGCUGUCUUUAGCCUCACAAACCUACAGGAGUUGGACCUGAAGGAAAACAACCUGCGCUCCAUUGAGGAGAUAGUCAGCUGCCAGCACCUCCACAAGCUGACGUGCCUGAAACUCUGGCACAACAGUAUCUGCUACAUCCCUGAGCACAUCAAGAAGCUGGGCAGCCUGGAGCGCCUCUACUUCAGUCACAACAAGAUAGAGAUCUUGUCCCCGCACCUGUUCUUAUGCAACAAGCUUCGUUACUUGGACCUGUCCAACAACGACAUCCGGUUCGUUCCGCCGGAGAUUGGCGUCCUACAGAGUCUUCAGUAUUUCUCUGUCACGUGCAACAAGAUCGAGAACCUCCCAGAUGAGCUCUUCUUUUGCAAGAAGCUCAAAACCCUCAAGCUGGGCAAGAAUAUGCUGUCGUUGCUCUCACCAAAAAUCUCAUACCUGGUUCUAUUGACACACCUGGAACUGAAGGGCAACCAUUUUGAGCUCCUGCCUCCAGAGCUGCGGUUCUGCCGGGCGUUGAAGCGUGGCGGCCUAGUGGUGGAGGACGUUCUGUUUGAAACCUUGCCUUCGGAUAUCAGAGACAAAAUGAAGGCUGAGUGAAAUGCCUUACAGAAUCUAUGCAAAAGGCCCUGCCAUACACUAGCGUCCUUUCCAAGGGUUGUACUUGUACAUUAAGCUGCCUUACAUAAACAGGAGAUUGGCUUCUGCCAUAAGGGGCCAUUCUGGCUUGGACAAGCCAAUUUACAUGUCUGUGCAAAAAUAAAAUGCCAAUUAUGUCUUAAUCUGACAAUCAUAGUCGACCAAAAUGGUAGAUUUUACUGUAUACUUAGCUCAUCAUGAUCAAACUCUAAACACUAUACCCUCAGUUCGUAAUGGGGAACAGUUAUGAUAUUCAUGGGUGUAUGUUUUUGAGUAUUAUGUCUAAGUGUUGCUAUAUAACAGAAGGAAAUAUAGCUUUAUGUUGUAAUUUAAUGGUUCUUAACAAUAUAAUUAGUCACAGGCAAGGUAUACUUAGCCCUGGUACCAGCCUAUUUGUGCCAGGGGACAACAAAUGCCCACUUUAAUUGAAGCCACGGAAGUUCAUGGCUGACUGCGGUUUUGCAGGCAUUGAUAGCAAAAAACAGGAUCCCCAUUAUAGUGAAUGAAUAAAUGACAAUCUUCGUGGUCAAUGCGCUAUUGCAUCUUCACAUAGGAAAGGAAUGGUGUCAUGUGAUGGAUGUCUUUGUCCAUUCAUAUAUACAGUCAUUGAUUUGUGCUAACAUUCGACUGCUUGUACUCGUAAUGUUUUGCAUGCCAUGGAGUGGCAAUGAGCGGGAUGAUAGCAUAAACAGAUAUGGGACCAAGCUAAGGUAUACUGUCCAUCAGAAGAUAUCAAUUACUAGAUUGCUUGUUCUUGUAUUGUCGAUACUGUUAUUUAUUACACUGUAAUGUAUUGUGCAGUUUGUCUAGCACRCUUUUAAUUCAACAUAAACUGGAUAGAAUGCAGGCUUAUAAU
Salvelinus sp. IW2-2015 is the source of this 3489-nucleotide messenger RNA. Its product is annotated as volume-regulated anion channel subunit LRRC8C. The record is from RefSeq and is a predicted model, not a curated record. Lineage: Eukaryota; Metazoa; Chordata; Actinopteri; Salmoniformes; Salmonidae. Gene Ontology annotation, molecular function: protein binding.